This is a messenger RNA of Morone saxatilis (striped sea-bass), 5773 nucleotides long. It is a transcript of the gene sec24c, whose product is annotated as SEC24 homolog C, COPII coat complex component. The record is from RefSeq and is a predicted model, not a curated record. Gene Ontology annotation, biological process: COPII-coated vesicle cargo loading; intracellular protein transport; endoplasmic reticulum to Golgi vesicle-mediated transport. Gene Ontology annotation, cellular component: COPII vesicle coat; endoplasmic reticulum exit site. NCBI's taxonomy places the organism in Eukaryota, Metazoa, Chordata, Actinopteri, Moronidae. Gene Ontology annotation, molecular function: SNARE binding; zinc ion binding.
GAUGUGGACGUGGCACAGCGCUGCAGCAGUUCCGCUGAAUGUCCGCUCCUGACUCCGAGGAGGGAUUAGUGAGAAACACCCCGGGACCCACAUCCACUUCACAGUUUGUCGGCCGCCGGGUUUCUUUCCUCCCCUCAUCACAGUUUUGAAAAGAAGACAACCUUUCCCCAUUCCCCCACACUCCGCAGAUUUAGGGAUGAACUGAGGAUGAAUGUAAACCAGCCGACUCCAAUGGCCUCUCCGUACGGCCAGCCCCAGCCCGGCUACGGCCAACCUGGCUACGCACCCCUGGAUGGGGGAUACCCUGCACCCUACGCACCCUACAACGGCCCUGCGUCGGCCUACCAGCCCGGGGCUCCGCCACAAGGUCCUGCCAGGGGUCCUCCCGCCUCUGGAGCCCCCCCUGUCUCCGCGCCUCAACCGUAUAAUCAGUACAGUCACAGUCGAGGCGACAUGCAGAAUGGACCCCCACUUAUGACACAGGCACCACCCAGGCCUGCUGUGCCUCAGCCGUACAACCAGGGGCCUGUGAACCUGUCAGGGGGGCAUCCCUCCUAUCACCAACACUACGGGCACCCACCCUCAAUGCAGCAGGUCACUAACCAGAUGACUGGGAUGCAGAUCACCUCUGGACCGCCAACCCCCGCAGGCCCAGGAUACGCUCCACCUCACAGCUCCCAGCCUCCUGCCAGUACUGCCUACUCGGCCGCACCUCCGCCCUCGUACACCCAAGCCCCUCCCCCCGCAUCCUCUGCCCCGACCCAGCCACCACCUCCCAGUGGCCCUGCAGCUUCUCACCUCAGGCAGUGACUAUGGAGGGGCCACCGCCUUCCUUCUCAAGCAGCCAUCUUCACUCUUCUCUUCCCCCAUACCUCUUCAACAGCAUUCACCUCUUUCGCACCGCCGCCUCCCCCGCCCUCUCAGCAAACCUUAUCUCCCGCCUCUCAGCAAACCUUCCCUCCCUCCUCCUACUCGGGUCCUGUGCCUCCACCCAGCCAGGCUCCAGCUCCCCCAGUGUCCCAGCCACAGCAGCCCUUCCCUCCAGCCCAGCCCCCCUUCUCCUCAGCACCUCCACCUGUCAGCCAGCCUGCCUUUGUGUCCGGCCCUCCUCCCCCUGCCCAGGGCUCCUUCCCACCUAGAGCACCCCCUCCUUCCUCUCAACCUGGGUCUUUUCCUCCUCCCACCUCAGUUUCCUCUGGCCAGUACCCAGGCCCAAUGCCACCCCAUCAGCAGCCCCCUCCAUCCCAGCCACCCCCCUACCUCUCAGGUCCUCCCCCUUCCGGUGUCCAGAUGCCCCCCACUUCCAUGGCCCAGAGUAACCACCUCCCUCCAGGACCACAGGGCCCACCGGGACCACCGGGACCCCCGGGCCCCCCUGGGCCCCUGCAGCAGCCUCAGUCUCAGCUCGGCAUGCAGGGAGGAUACCCUCCUCAGCAGAAUGGUGCAUUUGGACAGGUGAGAGGCCCUCAGCCUGGAUAUGCAGGCCCUUAUCCCGGACAACCAAACUAUGGAGCCCCUGCACCAGCACCAGCUCCGGCUCCCCCUGCACAGAAAAGACUUGACCCAGAUGCCAUUCCCAGUCCGAUCCAGGUAAUAGAAGAUGACAAGGCUAAGAGCAACGAGCCAUUCACCACAGGGGUCAGAGGUCAGGCCCCACCGCUGGUCACCACUAACUUCCAGGUCAAAGACCAGGGGAAUGCCAGUCCCAGGUUUGUCCGCUGUACGGCCUACAAUAUGCCCUGCACAGCUGAUAUGGCCAAGCAGUCUCAGGUGCCACUGGCCGCCGUCAUCAAGCCCCUCGCCACGCUGCCGCCAGAUGAGAGCCCUCCAUACCUGGUAGACCAUGGCGAGAGUGGUCCAAUCCGCUGCAACCGUUGCAAGGCCUACAUGUGUCCAUACAUGCAGUUCAUAGAGGGAGGUCGCCGCUUCCAGUGUGGGUUUUGCAGCUGCGUCACAGAGGUGCCUCCACAUUACUUCCAGCAUCUGGACCACACUGGUAAGAGGGUGGACUGCUAUGACAGGCCGGAGCUUUCCCUGGGCAGCUACGAGUUCCUGGCCACCGUUGACUACUGUAAGAACAAUAAGCUUCCUCAGCCUCCAGCCUUCAUCUUCCUUAUUGAUGUUUCCUACAACGCAGUGAAGAGCGGCAUGGUCAACAUUGUCUGCCAGGAACUCAAGACCCUCCUAGACUAUCUGCCCAGGGAGAACCCAGAAAUGGACUCUGUGGUUCGGGUGGGUUUUGUCACCUACAACAAGGUUUUACACUUCUACAACGUCAAGUCGAGUCUGGCCCAGCCCCAGAUGCUGGUGGUGUCGGAUGUAUCGGACAUGUUUGUGCCCCUGCUUGACGGUUUCCUCGUCAACGUCAACGAGAGCCGGCUAGUUAUUGAGAGUUUGCUGGACCAGAUCCCAGAGAUGUUUGCAGACACCAGGGAGACAGAGACAGUCUUUGGACCUGUCAUCCAGGCAGGACUGGAGGCACUCAAGGCUGCGGACUGUGCAGGGAAGCUGUUUGUGUUUCACACCUCUCUGCCCAUCGCAGAGGCUCCUGGAAAACUAAAAAAUAGAGAAGACAAGAAGCUGAUUGGGACAGAUAAGGAAAAGUCUCUGUUCCAGCCCCAGGUGGGUUUCUACAACACCCUGGCUAAGGAGUGUUGUGGUUUAUUGCACAGGAAAACAUGUAAAAUGUGUGAAUCAUUCACAUACUGCUCUUCGCUCUUCAAUAUAUUAUUCUAAAUAUAUUUUUAGUAGUAUACGUUCCCCAACCAAUACGUAGACGUUGCCACGUUAGGGGUGGUUCCUGUCUCCACUGGAGGCUCUGUCUACAAAUACACCUACUUCCAGGCGCAGUCGGACAAGGAGAGAUUCCUGAACGACCUCAGACGAGACAUUCAGAAACUAGUAGGGUUUGAUGCUGUCAUGAGGGUGCGAACCAGUACAGGUAUCCGAGCGACAGACUUCUUCGGCUCCUUCUUUAUGAGUAACACCACAGAUGUGGAGCUAGCAGGCCUGGACUGUGACAAGGCCAUCACUGUCGAGUUCAAACAUGAUGACAAGCUCAGCGAGGAGACGGGGGCACUCAUGCAGUGCGCCGUGCUAUACACCAGCUGCAGUGGCCAGAGGCGUCUCCGCGUCCACAACAUGGCGGUGAACUGCUGCUCUCAGCUGGCUGACCUGUACCGCAACUGUGAGACAGACACAAUCAUCAACUUCUUCUCCAAAUAUGCUUUCCGUGGCGUCCUCAGCAACCCCACCAAGGCAGUGAGAGACACUCUGGUCAACCAGUGUGCUCAGAUUCUGGCCUGCUAUCGAAAGAACUGCGCAAGCCCCUCAUCUGCUGGUCAGCUGAUCCUCCCAGAGUGUAUGAAGCUGCUGCCUGUCUAUCUGAACUGCGUGCUGAAGAGCGACGUGCUGCUGCCGGGAGCCGACGUCUCGUUGGACGACCGGGCUUACCUGAGGCAGCUGAUUAGCUGCAUGGACGUCGCAGAGAGCCACGUAUUCUUCUACCCCCGCCUGCUGCCACUGACGAAGUUGGAAAGCGGGUCGUUGCCAGUGGCGGUGAGGGACUCAGAGGAGAGGCUGUCUAAAGGUGGAGUUUACCUCCUGGAGACGGGACUCCACCUCUUCCUGUGGGUGGGAGCCAACGUUCAGCAGGAGCUGCUGCUCAACAUCUUCGGCACGCCGAGCUUCAGCCAGAUAGAGCCGAGCAUGACCAAUCUGCCAGUGCUGGACAACCCCUUCUCUCAGAGACUCAGAGAGAUCAUAGACUCCUUCAGAGCUCAGCGAUCACGAUACAUGAAGCUGAUGGUGGUGAAACAGGAAGACAGAACCGAGCUGAUAUUCAGGCACUUCUUGGUCGAGGACAAGAGCGCCAGCGGGGGAGCGUCAUACGUGGACUUCUUGUGUCACAUGCACAAGGAGAUCCGCCAGCUUCUCAGCUAGGCCUACAAAGUCCCACCCUCACCUGUAUGACCCCCCCGCCCCACCCUCACCUCCCCUUUUCACCCUUCCUUGUGAAAGAAAGCGCUUUAUCUUUUUUUUUUUUUUUAAACCUAAUAAACUAAAGCUCUCCUCGCUGUCUGUCAGCUGAGCAUCAGAGACCGGCUGGCAGAUUUCGUUGUGUGUGUGUUAGUGCAAGUGUGUGUGUGUGUGUAUGAGCGAGAGAGAGAGAGAGUCUGAUGUUAAUAGAGCUUUACUCUGCCUCAAAUCUGCUGCUCCAACACAGCAGGAGCGAAAUAACUGACGAGGGAGGGUAAUGUAUAUACACAAGUGAACAAUUAUGUAUGCAACAGACUGAGUGAGUGUCGGAGACGGCUGAUGUUGACUGUAGUCGGUGAACUGUCUGUAUUACUAGCACUGAAAAGGCUGUUUCGGGUGAAUAAACGACCCUCGGAUAGCAAACACUUUUUAUAUGAUUGAUUCCCAAUAGAGAGAAGGACAUCUACGUACCAAGACAUAAAUGGAAUGAAUAAAUGCUGUUGUUUUCUGUCUCUUCUCUCCUUUUAAUCAUGGCCUUAGUACCCCCUUCCCAUGCUGCUCCAAUCAUCCAUAAUGUAUGUGUGUGUGUUUCCAGAUGUGAGAGGAUUAGUCACCCACUGCCCGAUUCUUAUUUCCCGGUAUGUCUCCAGAUGUGAGCAAAUGAAUUUAAGCCUAGAUUUAAAGGCUGAAACUGGAGCCUGAUGACCUUUCGCCCACAGAAAGCAUUAAAGAAGCAUGUUGAAAUGUAAAAUCUGGGUUUAGAGUCCACGAGUAAACUGAAAAAUAAAGCUCAUAUGGCUGCUGUGACUGAUAACAAGUCAUUAGAGCAAUUGGUACAAUCCAGAUUUGCUUAAAAUCAGCUUCAGUUGAUUGCGUUACUGAUGCAAACAUCCGCUCAGAUGUUUGGUCACUGAUGAACCAGAUGUUGUGAUUCUGUUAUGAGAGAAAGCUUUCAUUAGUUCAAAGUCUAUGCAGCAACGAGAAAAGGUCAGACACAAUGAAGAACAAAAGAAAUCGACGACAGGUGUGAAAUUUUGAUCUAGGGAUCACGGCGGCGGGGGAAAUACCCCCCUCGUGGUUAGUUUCUGUCUGUUGAUGACAUGUAGUGCUGCAGACUUUAUAUCGAUCAGUUUUGGUGUCCAAAAUUGUACAAAAAAAAGCAAUUUCCAGCAGACAGAAAUGAGCACAGAAUGACAGCGGAUAAAUGGACAUCAGUUAAUGUUCGCAAAAUCUUGAGUUGUCUCCGCACUGGCGAUGUUCAGUCAGUGUGUAAAUAAAAAUAUAUAAUCUGUACAGAAUUAAUAGAAAAUAACAAUUUUAAAGACCUGCCUGAACAGCUGUGGUUUGUUGAUGGUUGAUUUCUCUGUCACAAAUAGCCUGAAUAUAAAAUCAGGGCUUUUACUGAAGAGAGGAAGACCUUGACUGGCUUUUUUGAUAUGUUCGUGUGCGUGUGAGUGAGUGCGAGGUGUGAGAGUGUGUGUGUGUGUGAAUGUGGGGUCGGUCCUGGUGAAUUUCUCCUAAGGAACAGAGGGAUCAGCCAACACACACACACACACACACACUACCCAUAAGAUUAAAUUCAGUCUUCUUCAUUUAUCACUUGGUUCCUUUUUUAACAAUGUGACUUUCGUGUUUUGUUUGGUGUGUGUGCAGCCCUCUGUUCCGUCUUUAUGUUCACUGACUUUAAUUAGCCCACCGUCUUGACUGUAAUCUUGAUUUCUGUUCCUUUUUUUCUUUGAUUUUUUUUUUUCAUUGCCUCUUGGGACUGCUAAUAAAAUGAUUGUUGAAAGUGAAA